GCAAACACCAAUUACAACAGCUUUUAAAGUUAUGAAAUCACAUAUUGCUCUCAUCCUGCUCUUUUCACUUGCCCUGUACACUGAUGCAAGAAAAGACCCUGGAGAAUACUGGAGAGAUGUGAUGAAAGAUGAGCCAAUGCCUAAAGCAAUCCAACAUCUUAUGCCUCAGCCACAUAAAGAGAAAAUCGAUUGUCACAAAUCAUCUUUUGAGCCAAUACCUAAUGUAUCUAGUUACCAUAAUGAUGAGGAUGGUCUAAACCAAGAAAAGGAUUUCGAGCCAAGGCCAAAUGCAUCUGGUUAUCAAGAUGAUGAUAUUGGUCUCAAACAAGAAAAAUAUUUCGAGCCAAGGCCAAAUGUAUCUGGUUAUCAAGAUGAUGAUGUUGGUCUCAAACAAGAAAAAGAUUUCGAGCCAAGGCCAAAUGUAUCUAGUUAUCAUGAUGAUGACAACGUUGGUCUCAAACAAGAAAAAGAUAUCGAGCCAAGGCCAAAUGUAUCUAAUUAUCAUGAUGAUGACAACGUUGCUCUCAAACAAGGAAAAGAUUUCGAGCCAAGGCCAAAUUUAUCUAGUUAUCAUGAUGAUGACAACGUUGAUCUCAAACAAGAAAAAGAUUUCGAGCCAAGGCCAAAUGUAUCUAAUUAUCAUUACGAUGACAACGUUGAUCUCAAACAAGAAAAAGAUUUCGAGCCAAGGCCAAAUGCUUCCGUGUACCGUAAUUGAUAAUAUGGCAUAUAAAGAGUACUAUGUGUGACAGAUUGUCUUCUUGCUCUUUUUAUGCCUCCCAAUGUUAAAUGGAUGAUGAAUAAAAAUAUACUACUUGACGGUUGUAUUCAAA
Molecule: messenger RNA, 833 nt
Organism: Solanum stenotomum
Lineage: Eukaryota; Viridiplantae; Streptophyta; Magnoliopsida; Solanales; Solanaceae
Product: organ-specific protein S2-like
Exons: 2
Coding region: 32-718 (228 amino acids)
Source: RefSeq, a predicted model, not a curated record